Scatophagus argus is the source of this 4899-nucleotide messenger RNA. RefSeq names its product immunoglobulin superfamily member 11 (gene igsf11). Gene Ontology annotation, molecular function: ionotropic glutamate receptor binding. Gene Ontology annotation, biological process: homophilic cell-cell adhesion. The transcript is spliced from 9 exons. Gene Ontology annotation, cellular component: cell-cell junction. NCBI's taxonomy places the organism in Eukaryota, Metazoa, Chordata, Actinopteri, Scatophagidae. The coding region runs from base 689 to 2137 and encodes 482 amino acids. The record is from RefSeq and is a predicted model, not a curated record.
CUCUCUCUCUCUCGCUCGCUCAAUUGGCGUCAGCGGUUUCCCAGCAACAGCCGGGCUUGAGCUCAUCUCAAUCAUCCGCCGCUGAGCGCAGUCAAGACGCAAACACUCACUCCGGCUGCAACCGGAAGUCCGGUGGAUUUACCGAGAAAAUAAAAGCACAUUGAGUUCAGGUCCGCUCAGCUGUGGCAGAGCAGAGAAUAACCAUGGAGCGCAACAAGACGCGUUGGAGGGACUCACCAAGCGGACAGGAAAAGUGUCAGUUUCUGAUCAGUUUCUAAGUCACUUUCAGAGACCGUGGACAGAUUUUCGUUCACCAGCAGGUGGACGCUGAGUUAUUUUAAGCGUGCGUAAACUGCCUGGAGAGGUCUAGGAAAGAAAAUAGUCUUGGAGUGUCUAGCAGCUACCAAAGAACGGAAGGAAAGGAAGAGCAAAGAAACGAGUGUCCGUUGGAUAGAAAUGCUCUCUUUGUUAUUUUUUACACACGUUUGAAAAUCUCACGUUGCUUUUGGGGAAAUGUCUCUGGUGUGCGCUGCGUAAAAAAAAACAACAACAACAACAAAAAAACAAAACACGAACAGCUUUCAUGUCUCCUACUUUUCUUCAAUGAAACUGUAAACGAAGCUGAGAUUUGUCAAAGAAGGAGGCACUGGGCUAAAACUGAGAGCCAGUCACCGAACAGUGAGGAGCCAUGGUGAAGUUUCACAACUCGGACCUCUGGAUUGCCUGGAUCGUCAUAUUCUGCAUGGAGGGUUCAAGGUUUGAUCCACACACAGGGAAAGCGUGUGUGCGGGCGCUGGAUGUGACGGUGUCCCAGAGCAGUAUCCAGGUAGCUCGUGGCCAAGCCGCUGUCCUACCAUGCUCCUUCACCACCAGCGCUGCCCUCAACAACCUCAACAUCAUCUGGAUGGUGAUACCACUGUCCAAUGCCAACCAGCCAGAGCAGGUGAUAAUCUACCAGGGCGGCCAGGUGUUCAGCCUAGCCAAUCACCUCAAUGGUCGUGUGGGCUUUGUGGCCACCAUGCCAAGCACAAGUGCCUCCAUCUUCAUCAACAACACCCAGCUGUCCGACACUGGGACCUACCAGUGCCUGGUCAACAACCUCCCAGACAGAGGGGGGCGCAACAUUGGCGUCAUUGGGCUCACCGUAUUGGUGCCCCCCUCUGUGCCAGCAUGUCGAAUCCAGGGCACGCUGGAUGUAGGAAGUGACAUCAUGCUGUUCUGCAGCUCUGAGGAAGGUAUUCCCACACCGUCCUACUCCUGGGAGAAGCUGGACGCGCUGCCCAAGCUGCCGCACAACGCCAUGCAAGACCAAAUGCAGGGCACUGUAACACUGAGAAACAUCAGCACCAGCACCUCAGGACUCUACCAGUGUACCUCCAGCAAUGCAAUUGGCAAGAGCACCUGUCUGCUCAACCUGCAGGUUGUAGCACCCCAGCCUCAAAGUGUGGGUCUGAUAGCAGGGACCAUUGCUACAGGAGUCCUCGCUGUCAUCAUCUGUGCCCUGUUAGUGGUGGUCUCACUUUUCUACUGGAAGAACAAGAACAAAUAUGAUGAGGAGGAGAUUCCUAAUGAGAUCAGAGAAGAUGAUCUUCCUCCCAAGAGGUCAUCAUCAGUGAAGGCUUUUCAUGCAGACGCCUCAUCAUCAGAGAACGACACGCUGACAUCUACUAACACCUACAACAGCCGCUACUGGCACAACCCCAAACCCAACUAUGACACCAACUCCUAUACACGCUACAAUGGAGACACUCGCCAGACCUUCUCUGCUGCUGCUCAUGGUGCACAUGGACACGGACAGGCCCAGAAUGCAGGACACGGCCACAGUACAGUGGUCACAGCGCCAGGUUCUGCCCCACUGUCCCGCCAUGCGCAGCCCACAUCAACAGCAACAACAACAUCAUUUGCAAAUGGCAGCCACACUCUCCCGCCACCCAAGACUCUGGUGGUCACCACAAACUCUGCCCCAUCCCCUCCUAACAUGGUACGCAGCAAUGGCUCUGUGAGCCUCAAACCGGUCGUGACGUCCACGCACGGGCAGCACACGCACUCCUACGCGGUGAGCCAGGCCACGCUGGAGAGGAUGGGAGCGGUGCCUGUCAUGGUGCCUGCCCAGAGCAGAGCAGGCUCGCUGGUCUGAAGUCUGAUUUGGUAAACUGUUGGCUUUAAAAACAAGACAAGAUGAGUGUUUGGUUGUGAUGUUUUGAAAUCCAGUGAAGAAAAACAGACUUAAUAUGGGCUGAAGCAGCCCGAUGCCCUUUACAACUGUGUUUUCUGUAUGUCUUGACCUCUUUAUUUCAAAACAGAACAGGAUUUUACACUGCAGAGUUCAUUCAAUGCCAAUUCCUUGAUGGACGGGACUCCCCCCCCCCCCAUUUUAUAGACAAGCACUGUAUGGAAUCUCAUCACCCCCUUAUUGGAUGGAUUUUCCUGGCAUCUGGUGGGAAUUAUUUUUCCAAAAUUUUGGUGAUUUCACAAUGCUGGAGUGGAAUUUCCUGCGGAAUCUGGAUUCCCAGAGCUUUUCAGGGCUGGAUCAUUGUGAUGAUUGUUUUUGUCUUUUUUUUUUUACUCAAAGUAACACAAGGCAUUUUCAUCUCAGUGUGUCCAUACUACAUGGUCAGACAGAAGCAAGCUUGGAUUCUCAUGUAAAUGCAUGUGUCUCUUGUUUUAGGAUAACACAUUGUCCGUAUUAUUUCUACUAAUUUCAGUUGUAAUUUUGAUUGAGAGUAAUGACGGGAAUGAUGAGGAUUAUGCACUGAAAAAGUGAAUGUUCUCACAUCUGAUGGGAAGAACUUAAAUGAUGAUGUUGGGUGGAAUGGCCUUAGAAGAGAGAGGAGUUUUACUGGGUGCAAUACAUCACAUAAUAUACUUUGAAUGCAAACAUUUUGCUUUAGUUUUUGCACUUAUCAGAGCAAUUUUUAUAUCAAAACUGCUGUCUUAUGAACAAUAACUCUUACUAAUGAUAUGCUUUACAGAUCAGACUUUCUUGCAUAUACAUUAGAACAUAGCACGUGGGUGAUUUCCAGAGAGAAACACUGCAAAAAGCUUUUCACGACAGAAAGCCCAUCGUUGUCCAUCCACAAUGUUGUCCUAAUCUGGUUCACGUCACAUCAGUGCUGCUUUGAGAAGACACCGACAAGAUGAUGUCUUAUUUCAUAAAUGCUUUAUAAAGAGACAAAUAUAUAUUUAAAGGUGUUUUUUUUCCCCCUUGGCAAAUUCUGACACCUACUGUUUUCUAAUGUACAUAUUGUAACUACAACAGUUGGCUAGAUUGUGAAACAAAGAAAAUACUGACGAAAACUUAUUUUAAAACAAAUGUGUCUUAAUUUUAAAACGGUUCUUUUUGUCACAUUAGACACUGUUAUUGGUUUCAGUUGGUUUCAUUUUCUAGUACUGCCAUUUCAUCCAGAAUGGCUCCACAUUACUAUAAAGUAAAGGAAGUAUCACUGUGUUUCUGACCUCCUGUAUUUAUAUUUAACCAAAUCUCACCAGCGGAAAAAAAAAUGUUACACAGCUGUAACAGUAUUCUCAAAUUCAGAAAUCCUCACUUCUUAUUUUGCAUUACAUUUAAUGCACAUUACCAAUAAUUUCUUGUCGCUUUGAUGCAAUAUUUGAUACAGUAAUUAUUUUUGUGCAACAUGCAGUAUUGGAAAGUGUGUUUUAUUCUUUAAAGCAAUUUCUCUUUGUGUCUGAUUAAUGAAUUUUUAAUUAAAUGUGCUGUUUUGGCAUUUAAAAUCUGUAAUGUUAGCAUAUGUGCUAACAGAAAUGUAAACAAAUACAAUAUCAUGACUUAUGGUGGAUUUCAUCUGGAUGACUUCAUUAACUUCAAUAACACUUAGUGGACUUGUGUUGACUAUUAAAUUUAUGUCUUCAUGCCAUUUUCUGGUAAGUCUUAGAUUCACUAAAAGUUAAUUGAAUUAGACAAUAAAAACUGGGAAAGUUGACAGCUCGUCUAAAGUGGUAUUUGUAUUUAGAGUGAAAACAUAAACAAACACAAUGAACUUUAGUGCAAACAAAUAUUUGGAUAAUAUAAGCAAUAAGUACUAGACAAGGUUACGUACUUACGGAGUCCAGUAAACACUGGUUUGUAGUUUACAGAGACCUCAAUCAUAGUAUAAAGUUCUUCUGUUUCUGCCUGGAAGUCAUGAAGGAAAUGGCUUAAUGUUUUAAUUCUGCAUGUUUUUUUUUUUUAAAUGUCUUCGCUAUUAGUUACAGUAUGUACCAGUCCUGAUCAAUCACAAAUUUGUUCAUCAUCAUAUAUCUGCAGCCAUUACAGACAUUAAUCCAACAUGUUUUUUCUUUUCUUUUCUUUUCUUUUUGUCUCAAAGCUGUCAACUAUCUACACACUCAUACCCACACACUGAUUUAUAAACACACUCGAGCUGAAAAAGGUCAAAUGAUCAAAUGCCAAUUAUCAUCUCCCCUCUUUUUUGAGAAAUAUACAUCUUCUGUCUGUAUAGAUUUCACUCGCCAUCUCUCCUAGUGUCCCUGCCCUAAACAAUGGCUGACAACAUCAAAGACAAACGUUUCUUCUCACAGCUCUGGCUUUAGGCUGGAAAGAAUUUCAGAAUGGAGAAGCUACACUUGUUAUUUCACUCUGCCUUCUGUUUGCAGAAACAAUGGAGGAAAGAGAGCACAAUUUGUAGAAAACUACUUUUGUUUUAACCCAGAUUUGAAAUAAAAACAACAACAAAAACAUCUCAUCUUCUACACUGGCCAUCAGUUGGCAUGUGGUACACAAGGUGGUAUAUGGGUUGUGUAUAUAACUAAAUACUGACAUGUGAUAUAUUGCCAAUAGCAAACCAAUCUGUAAAUAUGUACAAAAAUAAAUCUUGUUCUUACUGUUGGGUUGAAAUGAAAUAGAAAAAAUAACACUGGAACUUGUAGUGAAUAAAUAUUGUU